CGCGCGCGGGUGACGGCGAAGCCCAUGGCGGCGGCGGCGGCGCUGGACGUGUGGGAGGCUGCGGCUCCACGGAGGAGGCGUUCCAGGGCGCGGCCACGGCAGAAGGCAGCGGCGGCCCCGAGUGCCAAGGAAGAGCUCGGGGCAGACCCGGGAGUCGUGCUUCGUCGCCUCCGCGAGGCUGAGGAGGACCUGCUGCUCUCUGACUUCUGGAGUUCAGCGCUAGAAACUGUCAAGGGAUGUCUUAGAAAAAUUCGGGAGCAACUGGAGGCCCCUGCAGGGACUCUGUCUGAAGCCCUCGGAAGGCUGUGUCUGGCCUCACCUCCAGAUGGCUCCGCACCUGCAGACAGGCCAGCCCCGGACGCCUGCCAGGUCAAGUGUGUGUGUUACGGCCUUGGCAACUUUGCCACUUGCGUCAUAGCUCGGAGCCAGCUGGCCUUCUUGCUUCUCCUCCUGGAAAAGUGCCAGAUUCCCAGGAGUCACUGCUGGGUGUACGACCCUCUGUUCAGUCAACUCGAAAUAGCUGUUCUGAGCAGCCUUGGCGUGACUGUUCUCCGUGAGAAUGAGGAAGGAAAGCGGAGCGUGGCCGGUGAGCCCACCCUCUUUUACAUGCUGCACUGUGGGACUGCCUUGUACAACAACCUCCUGUGGAGGAACUGGUCCGUGGAUGCGCUGUCCCGGAUGCUGGUCGUGGGCAACAGCUUCAAGGGCCUGGAGGAAAGGUUGUUGACGAGGACUCUGCAAAGGAGUUACCCCUACAUUGCCAAGAUCCUGAAGGGGCUGGAGGAGCUGGAGCUGGCCCAGAGCACACAGUACGUGGACACAUUUAACGACACUUCGGUCCACUGGUUCCCCAGGCAGAAGCUGCAGCAGCUCCCCGCGGAAACCUGGGUGUUUCGGGAGGAGCCAGAUUACCAGGACUGUGAGGACCUUGAGAUCAUCAGGAACAAGCCACCGGAGCCUGCAGGUGUGAGCUGAGGCAGGGGC
Molecule: messenger RNA, 984 nt
Organism: Ochotona princeps (American pika)
Lineage: Eukaryota; Metazoa; Chordata; Mammalia; Lagomorpha; Ochotonidae
Gene: SRRD
Product: SRR1 domain containing
Exons: 7
Coding region: 25-975 (316 amino acids)
Biological process (GO): microtubule-based process
Cellular component (GO): nucleus; cytoplasm
Source: RefSeq, a predicted model, not a curated record